UUUUUUUUUUUUUGCCUCAUCAAUUCUUCUUCCUGUUGUAGAAGCCAUGGCCUGCCUGAGCUUCACCAAGUUGAACGCCUCCUCUUCGCAAUGGAUCGCUCACCAAUCCUUCUCUCAGAGGCGCGGAUCGUCUUCUGGUCGACGUGUUUCUGUCCCGAUCCGUGCUGGGGGUUACUCCGAUGAGCUUGUUCAGACCGCGAAAUCAGUAGCAUCUCCUGGACGUGGUAUUCUUGCUAUUGAUGAAUCUAAUGCAACAUGUGGGAAGAGGUUAGCAUCCAUUGGCUUGGACAAUACUGAAACCAACAGACAAGCAUACCGACAGCUUUUGCUGACCACACCGGGUUUGGGUCAGUACAUAUCUGGUGCUAUUCUUUUCGAGGAAACACUCUACCAGUCGACCACAGAUGGAAAGAAAUUUGUCGAUUGCUUGCGAGAGGCAAAGAUUAUGCCUGGUAUUAAAGUUGACAAGGGUUUGGUUCCUCUGCCAGGAUCCAACAAUGAAUCCUGGUGUCAAGGCUUAGACGGACUUGCCUCAAGAUCGGCUGAAUAUUAUAAGCAAGGUGCUCGUUUUGCUAAGUGGCGGACGGUUGUUAGCAUUCCUUGUGGUCCUUCUGCUCUUGCUGUUAAGGAAGCUGCUUGGGGCCUUGCUCGAUAUGCCGCCAUUUCUCAGGACAAUGGGCUUGUACCUAUUGUAGAACCUGAGAUCCUUCUUGAUGGGGACCAUUCCAUUGACAGGACACUUGAAGUGGCUGAAAAGGUCUGGUCAGAAGUAUUCUUCUAUUUGGCUGAAAACAAUGUUCUGUUCGAAGGAAUCCUUCUAAAGCCUAGCAUGGUAACGCCGGGCGCUGAACAUAAGGAGAAGGCCUCUCCUGAAACUAUUGCUAAAUACACACUAAAGAUGCUCAGGAGAAGAGUUCCUCCUGCAGUUCCUGGAAUCAUGUUUUUGUCUGGAGGACAGUCUGAAGUGGAAGCGACAUUGAACCUGAACGCAAUGAACCAAAGCCCCAACCCUUGGCAUGUAUCCUUCUCUUACGCCCGUGCGUUGCAGAACACUGUGCUCAAGACAUGGCAAGGAAAUCCUGAAAAUGUGGAGGCUGCACAGAAAGCACUUCUGGUGCGUGCGGAGGCGAACUCCCUCGCUCAGCUCGGUAAGUACACUGACGAUGGUGAAAGCGAUGAGGCCAAGAAGGGUAUGUUUGUGAAGGGAUACACUUACUGAGCAUCGUUAAAUUGCUGAUGCGCUCGAAACUCGUGCUUAUGUGUGUGCUUUUCUUCUUCUCCUUCAUUGAAGAAGACUUUUUUUUGCUCUAUAGGAUAAAGCCUUUCAUCUCCUUCCUUUGAUAGAAAGCUUUUUAUAAUAAGACCUGUGAGAAGCAAACUCACAUAGAGAGUAAGCAAAUUGUAUCCUACCAUCUUUUUUCAAGUUAUUUAGUGUUUUGAGAUGUAGUUUUUAAUAUGCAGCAUCUUAUCCUUCCUGUAAAGUGAGCCCACUUUGUUGGCAAUAAUUAUGUUUUCCAAAAACAUUUUAAUUAAUUGUUUUUUUUUUUUUUUGGAAUAA
This is a messenger RNA of Cucurbita maxima (winter squash), 1558 nucleotides long. Its product is annotated as fructose-bisphosphate aldolase 3, chloroplastic-like. The transcript is spliced from 6 exons. The record is from RefSeq and is a predicted model, not a curated record. The coding region runs from base 47 to 1219 and encodes 390 amino acids. Gene Ontology annotation, molecular function: fructose-bisphosphate aldolase activity. Gene Ontology annotation, cellular component: cytosol. NCBI's taxonomy places the organism in Eukaryota, Viridiplantae, Streptophyta, Magnoliopsida, Cucurbitales, Cucurbitaceae. Gene Ontology annotation, biological process: fructose 1,6-bisphosphate metabolic process; glycolytic process.